Phlebotomus argentipes is the source of this 2432-nucleotide messenger RNA. It is a transcript of the gene Sec63, whose product is annotated as translocation protein SEC63 homolog. Gene Ontology annotation, molecular function: transmembrane protein transporter activity; RNA binding. The coding region runs from base 125 to 2353 and encodes 742 amino acids. NCBI's taxonomy places the organism in Eukaryota, Metazoa, Arthropoda, Insecta, Diptera, Psychodidae. Gene Ontology annotation, cellular component: Sec62/Sec63 complex. The transcript has 7 exons. The record is from RefSeq and is a predicted model, not a curated record. Gene Ontology annotation, biological process: SRP-dependent cotranslational protein targeting to membrane; post-translational protein targeting to endoplasmic reticulum membrane.
GCAGCGCUUUUCGAAAUGUCAUUGACGUGUUCGUUUUGCUCCACGAAACUGUGUUUCUCUGGAGAAAAGUCCCUGUUUUCCUCGGUUUUCGUGCGUGUGAGGUGCAUGGUGUGUUGAUGGGAAAAUGGGUGGCCAAAAGUUCGAAUACGAUGAGAGUGGGAGCACGUUUUUUUACUUCGUACUAUCAUUUCUCGGUCUAAUUCUUAUUCCAUGCACUUUCUACUACUGGCCACGGAAGAAACGUGAAGACCCGAAUGUGGUGAAGGAGCAAUGUCAAUGUCCCGAGUGCAUGUGCAAGCGGGCGGUGUUGCAGACGUCGGAGCCCUAUCGCAAGCUGAAGUCGCUGCUCAUCAAAUUGGUGCUGGUCGGCGGCUGGGCGCUGCUCUUCUUUCUCGCCUACAAAGUCUCCCAAUUUGACUAUGAGAUGUCCAACUUUGAUCCAUAUGAGAUCCUGGGUUUGCCACUGGGCACUUCUCAGUCGGAGAUCAAGCGCGCAUAUCACCAGCUGUCGCUGAUACUGCAUCCGGACAAGCCCACCGGAGACCAGAAGGCCUUCAUGAAGCUGACGAAGGCCUAUCAAGCGCUCACGGACGACGAGGCGAGGAAGAAUUGGGAGAGAUAUGGGAAUCCCGACGGCCCAGGAGCCAUGUCCUUCGGUAUUGCUCUGCCAGCGUGGAUUGUGGAGAAGGAGAACAGCAUCUGGGUCCUCGGGCUCUACGCGCUGAUCUUCAUGAUUGCUCUUCCGACGGCGGUCGGGAUGUGGUGGUACCACUCAAUUCGCUUCAGCAGCGACAAGGUUCUCCUGGACACCACGCAAAUGUAUUUCUACUUCUUCCACAAAACACCCCAAAUGGCGCUCAAACGCGUGAUCAUGAUUCUGGCCGCGAGUCUCGAGUACGACAAGAGACACAACUCGCAAGUGGUGGAGCGUCAAUCGGACAACGAGGAGGUGCCAUUGCUCAUCCGGCAGCUGCCGAAUCUCAAUGAGAAGUGCAAGGAAAUGCCUCUGUGUCGCAUGUACUCCAUCAAGGCGCGCGCUAUUAUGCACGCCCACCUGAGUCGGAUCCCUCUGCCGCCGGACACUCUUGAUCGCGAUCGCAUGUUCAUCGUGAAGAAGUGUCCCUACCUCAUCCAGGAGAUGAUCUCGUGCGUGAAUCAGCUGAUCAUGCUGGCUUACGCGAAGCGCAUAUCACGACUUCCAGCGAUUGAAACCAUUGAGAACUGCAUGAAGCUCUCUCCUAUGAUUGUCCAGGCAAUGUGGGAGUUCAAGAGCCCUCUGCUGCAGCUUCCCUACUUGACGGAUGAUCAUCUCAGGUACUUCGCCACGAAGAAGCGUCACAUCAAGAACCUCCAGCAAUUCGCGCAGUUGCCACUGGAAGAGAGUCGCGCCAUCCUGAAGAGCUUGACUGAUUUUGAAUACAGUACUCUGAUGAAAGUCCUGGGAAAGAUGCCUCUCAUCGACUUCAGCUUUCGCUGUGAAGUGAUUGACGAUGAGCAUACGAAUGUUGUGACUGCGGGAGCCAUCGUGACUGUGACGGUGACGCUGGAGAGGAAAAAUAUGAGUGAAUUGUUUGGUGACACAAGUGCCGCAGAGAAGCCGAGUAUAAGGGAGGAGGAGGAGGAUCAGGAGAAUGAGGGCAAUGUUGAGAGUCAGAAUCAGGUGAAGAAGCCAAUCUGGGCGAAGCAGGGCAAGAAAAGCCACAAGGGCGGGAAGAACAAAUUCAAGAGUGGAAAUGUGAAACACAAAGUCACAUCAAAUCCAUCCAAUGCGGCGGCGGCGGCAAAGAGUGAAGAAAAGCCAGUUGUGAAAAAGCAGAAAUCGAACGACGGAGCAGAAUCCGAUCUGGAGAGUGGCCUAGAGAGUGAUGAGGAGAAAUUCUCAUCGGACGAUGAGAAGAAGACAGCUGAAGAUGAUGACUUCGAGUGGGAGAAGUUCCAACAGAAGUUGAACAAGCGCGAGAAGCUGGAGGGAAAGUCGAAGCUCUCGCACGCGGUGCACUGUCCCUACUUUCCGGAGGACAAGCAGGAGUACUGGUGGACAUACAUCUGCGACAGGAAGUCGCGCACGCUCCUCACGGCGCCGUAUCAUGUGACUAAUCUCGUUGAUCGCGAGGAGGUGCAGCUGAAGUUCACGGCACCGCGCUGGCCGGCGCUCUACACGUUCACGGUGUGCCUGCGCUCGGACUCGUACAUGGGCAUGGACCAGCAGCUGGACAUCAAACUGGAUGUGAAGGAGGCCACGGCCAUUCCCACCGUGGAACCCCAGUGGGAGAUUAGUGAGUCGGAGUCUGAUCAAAAUCUUCAGGGUAGCGAGUACACCACCGACACAUCCGAAGGCGAGGAGGAGGAUUGAGGAGUGUUGUGAGAGAUACUGUCUUUAUUUGGCAUUCUGUGCAGUGAGUAUAGUUUUCAAAUAAAAUUAACAAAAAUUU